AUGACAUGUUCAAAAAUAUUUUCAGGAGAUUUACCUGAAUUAACUUAUGGAGUUAUAAAAUAUUUUCAAAAUGAUCAUUCAACUUUAUAUUCGUGCACUUUAAUCAACAGAUUAUGGUGUCGUUUAGCGAUCCCAUUAUUGUGGGAAAAUCCUUUUUCAUCACGUACCGGAAACUAUAAUUUUAUUGAAAUUUACUUACAUAAUAUAACUGAUGAUAUUAAGACGGAAUUAAAUGAAUGUAAAAUUAUUAAUAAUUCAUUACCUUCGAAUACCCUGUUCAAUUAUCUCAAGUUUUUAAAAUAUUUGAAUACAUUUAAGUUUAUUAUCUCUGUUGAAAAGUGGGUUGAAACUGCUAUUAAACCUUUAAACCCCGAAUAUAGAGCAUCUGAUAUUAGAAAAUUGAUUAAUAUAUCAUUAUUUAAAAUUUUUAUUGAAAAUGAAGUAAAUUUACAUACUCUUGAAAUUGAGAUCUCAGGUAAUUAUUAUUACCCGUGUCUUAAUACUAUACUUGGGUUAAUUUUAAAAAGUAUAAAUUUCAUUCACAAUAUUAGAAAUUUAAACCUUUAUAUUAAUACUUCAGGUGUUCUCAAAAACGACAAUAAUGAUUAUAUAUUUCAAAUAAUUAAUUUACAUCAAAAUCUUAAAAGAAUUUUCUUACGUCAUAAUAAUUUUCCUUUAUAUCAAUCAUUAUUAUUAUCAAAAGAUUAUAAUUGUUCAAAUACUUUAAAUACAAUCAUUUUUUAUUGUGUUGAUUUUAACAGUAUAACCAAUUUAAAUAGAAUUUUUGAACGACUAAAUGUUUUAGAAUCAGUUCAUAUCAUUAAAUGUACUUCUUUAAAUAAUGAUUUUACUAAACAAAUUAUUAAUUUAACUAAAUCAUUUAAAUUGAAAUCUUUAUUUAUAAACGAAUUAUUACAAAUUGAAUCAUUACAAUUAUUAUUACAAAAAUUCGGUGAUUAUUUAGAAAAUUUUGGGUAUGAAUUUGGAUUUAUACCUAAUUCAUCAUCAAAACAAAAAAUAUUAGAAUUAAUUAUAAAAUAUUGUAAAAAUAUCAAAUAUCUUGACUUAAUUGGAAAUGAUGAUCAAAUUAUUUAUCCAGUAUUAUAUUUAAUUGAAAGUAUUAAACAAAAUCUUAAUCAUCUUUCAAUCAGUACAUCAUAUGACAGUAAUGGAUGUAGUUCAAUUAUAUUACAAAAUUUAGGUCAACAUAUUCCUUAUAAAUUAGAAUAUUUACAUUUAUUUCUUCAUCAUAUUAAAAUAAUUGAUUUUGAAGUAUUUCUAAAAAAUUCUCAAAAUACUUUUAUUAAGAAAUUAUUAAUCUAUAGUAUUGAAGGUCAAGAUAUUUUACCUUCUAUAAAAAAAUAUAUCUUAAAAAAGAAAAGAGUUGAGUAUUUAUCUUUCUUUAUAACUCCAUUAUAUGAUCUUAGAGGUCAUAGUAGUGAUUUAUCUUCAUUUAACAAUGAAGUGAAAGAAUUUGGGUUGUAUAAUAUUAAAGUGCAAAGUUAUUCUAGCUUAGUGAUUCGUACAAGUGAUUUUAUAAAAGGAAAUUAAUUAGUAGUAAACACAUAAAAUGAAAUAUUAAAGAAUACAUGUAUUUAUUAUGAAAAUAAACUAAAUAUUUUUGAUUCCAAGAAUUUCUCCCUAGUCGAGCUUUUUUUAAAACGAAUAGCGCAAUAAAAUUAACAAACGAUGAUUUAUUACAGGGUAUUAAUAAAAGUGGGGGAUCAUGAAUAGCAUUUACCUUAAGAUGUAACAGAUGUUCAUUUUGUGAAUUUAAGCAAAACCAUGCUUCGCCCUAUAAGUUAUAAAUGAUAUGCAAAUUUGUUAAAAAAUGUGUCAAAUAACUAAUUUCCUCAAUAUUGGAAAAAUUAAAUUCGUCGUAAUGUAAUUAGAAAUCACAUUUAUUGUAAAAUUUUCAAAUUUUCAAA
Molecule: messenger RNA, 1928 nt
Organism: Rhizophagus irregularis DAOM 181602=DAOM 197198
Lineage: Eukaryota; Fungi; Glomeromycota; Glomeromycetes; Glomerales; Glomeraceae
Source: RefSeq, a predicted model, not a curated record